AUGUCUGAUGUACUCCCCUUUAGGACCAACACCGAUGGUCAGCGCAUCCAGGACUUUCAACAGGCCUGCCGUGGUCUUCUGUACGAAGUUGUUUCGGAAGCAGGCGUCUUGGAAGACGAGUUCUUGGCACGCAAACUGGCCAUCCUUGACCUAGGAAUUGGUUGCGGCGAUCAGUCGCUGGAACUUGCACAACUCAUCCGUCAAAGCAGCUGGGACGAGUACAGCUACGUGGGACUCACCCUGAACCCUUCGCAGUUCUAUCUAGCCUCCAAACUACCAUUUCAAGAGUUUCAGCUCCCCGGUAGCCGCGCCAAGGCCAUACAAGUUUUCCGAGCCGAUGCUGCAAGGCCAGACAAGUGGGACGAAGAUGUCAAGUCGGCCAUAACGUCUUUGGCAGACGAGCACCCCGAAAACCAAGCGCGCUGGGUUCUCGCCUUAGACAGCCUGUACCACUUCUCUCCUGACAGGAAGCCGAUCUUCAACUAUGCUGCCCAAGAGCUCGAUGCUUCAUUCAUGGCAUUCGACUUGCUUCUGAGCCACACGGCUUCGCUUCAUCAGAAGCUGCUUGUCAAAUUCAUUGGCCUUGCAAUGGGCUGUCCUGUAGGUGCAUUUGUAACAGAAAUCGAGUACAAAAAGCAGCUGAGCGAAGCUGGGUAUGACGGAAAGCACGUCCGUUUCAGGGAUAUCACAGACCAUGUCUUUUCUGGUCUUGUGGACCACAUCAAGCGCCAGGAAGAGGUGCUCCGGCCUUAUGGGAUUUCAGUAGGAAAAUUCAGAGUUGCUGGUAGAGUUUUUAGCUGGUUCGCACGAUCAAAGACAUUGAGGGCCACCAUCGUAGUUGCCCGGAACAAGUCCAAGAGACUAUGA
Molecule: messenger RNA, 867 nt
Organism: Colletotrichum spaethianum
Lineage: Eukaryota; Fungi; Ascomycota; Sordariomycetes; Glomerellales; Glomerellaceae
Exons: 1
Coding region: 1-867 (288 amino acids)
Source: RefSeq, a predicted model, not a curated record